Messenger RNA from Phytophthora sojae, 627 nucleotides. RefSeq lists its product as hypothetical. The record is from RefSeq and is a predicted model, not a curated record. Bases 1 to 627 code for a protein of 208 amino acids. Lineage: Eukaryota; Oomycota; Peronosporomycetes; Peronosporales; Peronosporaceae. The transcript has a single exon.
AUGAGCGGCACCACGAGCGUGACCAUCAACACCGACAGCGUCGGCGGCGACAUGGCGCCCGCCGCGCCGCCCAAGCGCAACUUCAUCCAGAAGGUGAACGAUGUGAACAAGAUGGAGCUGCCCAAGCUGCUGCGCUACAUGCGCCUGGGCAACGUGGGCUGCUCCAUCCUGCAGAUCAUCGCCGGCGUCGUGGGCAUCACGUCCUUCAUCACGCUCAACAUCACGGGCACGCUCGUGUCCAUCUACGUCAUCAUGUUCGGCAUCCUUUUCCUGCUCUUCGAGUGCCGCCUGUCGCGCAUGGAGACGGCCAUCCGCUCCAACUUCGGCUUCCUCUACAGCUACAAAGGCCGCGCCGCCUUCAUCUUCUUUAUCGGCUUCCUGGACUUCGGCAUCGGCUCGGCGCUCGCGACCAUCGCCGGAGUGCUUAUGUGCUUCAACGCCUUCAUCAACCUGCUGGUCAUGUGCCGCCACCCGCAGUUCAAGUCGUCGCUCAGCGCCGACGCGGACCCCACGGCCGGAUACACCACGGGCAGCCAGGAGGCCGCUAACUUCAUGAGCAAGAACCCGGAGCUCGCGGCCAAGGCCGGCCAGUACGCCUUCCAGCACGCGGCCAACACGCGCCACUGA